AUGUCAACGGCGACAGUCUCAUCCUCGGUGGUUAAUACCGUCAAUACCAUCAUUGGGUCGGGAAUUUUGCUGCUCCCGUAUGCUUUCCGAACUGACUCAGUUCUGUUCGGUCUUUUGAUUCUUGUCUUCGCAGCUGCAACGAAUAUUUUCGGACUGUUUUUGCAAGCAAUCUCUUCUAAAUUCCUUCGAGAAGGUAAUGCAAACUUCUUCACCGUCUGUUCAAUAACUUAUCCAAGUCUGAGUGUUGUGUUUGACCUGGCUAUCGCAUUACAAUGUUUCGGCGUGGACAUAUCUUACAUUGUUCUGACUGGUGAUUUAAUGCCACUCAUUCUUCCAAUUUCUGGCUUCACAGACUCUCAGAUGCGACUCUUUUACAUAGCUAUCUCGGCUGUCAUUACAGUUCCAUUGUGCUUUCUCAGGAGGCUUGAUAGCUUGAAAUAUGCCUCAAUUGUCUCUCUCUUGGCUAUCGCGUAUCUGGUCAUUUUAGUUUAUGUCAAUUUCGCUUACGGGCUGGCGACUGGGUUCCAGCAUAUUCCUUUGCAAAAACAGGGACCCAUCUCUUGGUGGACCCCCGAAGGUUUUAAGCCGGUCUUCAAAACCUUCGCAAUCAUUGUUCUUGCCUUCACAUGUCCUACUCAAUUUUCGAUCAUCUCCGAAUUACGUGACCCUCGAUUGACCCGUAUAUUCAAAAUUAUCACAAUCUCGCUGACCAUUACCACUGUCUUGUUUGCAACAGUUGGUCUCUCAGGCUAUUUUACAUUUGGAAAUGCCUUAGAAGGCAACAUCAUCUUAAUGUACAACGAUACGUGGCCUACCAAAUUGGGUAUGGGAUUGCUUUCACUGAUGGUGCUUCUCUCCUUCCCCUUGAUGUUUCAUCCCGCAAGAAUAUCGGUUAAUAACGUAUAUCAUUGGAUAGAGAGCCAAUUCAAGAGUUCGCAGGAAGCGCAGCCCUUGCUAUCUAGUGAAGCUAGAGUGAUCCCUAUGUCCGGCUCGAGAUUUGUGAAAGUCAGCGUGGCCAUGCUGAUUGUCGCUUAUAUUGCAGCUAUUAAGCUCGAGUCUUUUGAGCUGGUUUUGUCUUUGGUAGGCUCUACUGGAGGAGUUUUGAUUUCAUUUGUGCUCCCUGGAUUUUAUGGAUAUAAACUGAUUCACAAUCCAAAAAUGCUAGAUGUACUAGUUACGCACUCUCCACUAGAUAGUGAUCACUGGGUCUUCCGAAAUGAAGCUCUUCGAAAGCUCUCGCUGAUUCUAGUCAUCUGGGGAAUCGCAGUAAUGUUCAUUUGCUUAUAUUCUACGUUGUUUCAAUAA
Molecule: messenger RNA, 1305 nt
Organism: Ogataea haglerorum
Lineage: Eukaryota; Fungi; Ascomycota; Pichiomycetes; Pichiales; Pichiaceae
Exons: 1
Coding region: 1-1305 (434 amino acids)
Biological process (GO): amino acid transmembrane transport
Cellular component (GO): fungal-type vacuole membrane
Molecular function (GO): L-serine transmembrane transporter activity; L-tyrosine transmembrane transporter activity; L-arginine transmembrane transporter activity
Source: RefSeq, a predicted model, not a curated record